UUCUUUCUUUGUAGCAUUACACUACUUCAUCUCUGGAACGGGGAAGUGGAGUAAGUAAAACGUUGGGCUCUGCUAGUAUUGGUUUCACUGCGUUUAAAGGAAUCGUAACUCAAUUCAGAAGAAUUUCAUUUUUUUUGUUUGUUUAAAAGCUAAAGCUUAAAGCUAAAGUAUGGGUUUUUGAAGCUGUGUAAGAACUCUUUUUCUGAGUUUCAUUUUUCUCGUUUGGCUCCUUUGUUCGUCGAGGAGAUUAUACCAACAAAAUCCCCAGAAAGUUCCUAGAUUUCGAUCUUGUUUAUCAAAAGCUUCUAGCGUUUUUUUCUCUGGAUUUUCAAAAAUGGGUCUGUGUCAUUCAGUAGAUAGGAAGGAACCAGGAGAAACAAGCACCACCGCCUCAACGGCGGAGGAGGAUAUAUUAGGCUCCGGAAGGUGGCGGCCGCCGAGAGGUUACAAGGGAGGCGGCGAAAUCGAAGGGACUCAACAGGCUUUGGAUCGGUUGAUCUCGAAUGGUUCAAGUAAAGUUGCAUGUCUUUACACACAACAAGGCAAGAAAGGAACCAAUCAAGACGCUAUGCUCGUCUUUGAGAACUUUUGUUCGAGAGCGGAUACAGUGUUUUGUGGUGUAUUCGAUGGACACGGACUAUUUGGUCAUAUGGUUGCCAAGAAAGUCAGAGACACAUUGCCCUCCACACUCUCAACACAGUUGAAAUUAGCAUCAGAGUCAGAACAAAGCGGCUUAGUGAAUGAGGAAGAGGAAGGGCAGAGAAGCGAGUCUGUUACUACUACUAUGGCUGAGCAAUGGUGUGAGUUGAAUCCAAACGGUGAACAACUUCCAGAGAUGUGUCUGCCUCUUAAACACGCCUUGCUCAAGUCUUGUCAGCAGAUAGAUAAGGAGCUUAAAAUGCAUCCAACUAUUGAUUGUUUCUGCAGUGGCACAACUUCAGUCACUUUGAUCAAGCAGGGUGAGGACUUGGUGGUCGGAAACAUUGGUGACUCAAGAGCUGUUCUUGCCACAAGAGACAAAGACAAUGCUUUGGUCGCUGUACAACUAACCAUAGACUUAAAACCGGACCUGCCAAGCGAAUCAGCGAGAAUCCAAAAAUGCAAAGGCAGAGUCUUUGCGUUGCAAGAUGAGCCAGAGGUAGCUCGUGUAUGGUUACCAAACAGCAACUCACCUGGUUUAGCAAUGGCUCGAGCUUUUGGUGACUUCUGUCUCAAAGAUUACGGUCUUAUCUCAGUUCCAGACAUCAACUACCGCCACCUUACAGAAGAAGACCAGUUCAUCAUUCUUGCUAGCGACGGUGUAUGGGAUGUGUUAUCUAACAAAGAGGCUGUGGACAUUGUUGCUUCAGCUCCUAGUCGAAGCACAGCAGCUAGAGCUUUGGUGGACACAGCGGUUAGAUCAUGGAGAAUCAAGUAUCCAACUUCCAAGAACGAUGACUGUACUGUAGUCUGCCUCUUUCUACAAGAUUCAAGCAAUGUAGUAAAGGAUUCACUCAGAGAAGACUCUGUAGAGAGUGUCAGUAUCAGUAAGAAGGAGGAGGAGAUUGUUGCAGUUAAAGAGGAAAGUAUCCCUAAGAGUUGUGGGAUUGAGUCAAAGAUGAUGACAUUGACACUUGCUGAAUGUAUAUCGGUUGCACAGGAUGAUGAAGAGUGGUCUGCUUUGGAAGGGUUGACUAGGGUUAAUAGUUUAUUGAGCAUUCCAAGGUUCUUCUCUGGUGAGCUUAGAUCAACUAGUUGGAGAAAAUGGUUGUGACUUCUUUUUUUUUGUUUACUUGUGUGCUUCUAAGUUAAACCUACACAAACACUACACACAUCAUCACCAUGUUCUUUGUUUCAUAUUCAACUUUUGUUUUUUUUUUCUUCCAAUUAAUAUUUUAGACAUGUGAGAUAGUUCAU
Brassica oleracea var. oleracea is the source of this 1896-nucleotide messenger RNA. Its product is annotated as probable protein phosphatase 2C 18. The record is from RefSeq and is a predicted model, not a curated record. The coding region runs from base 335 to 1753 and encodes 472 amino acids. Gene Ontology annotation, molecular function: protein serine/threonine phosphatase activity. Gene Ontology annotation, biological process: protein dephosphorylation. NCBI's taxonomy places the organism in Eukaryota, Viridiplantae, Streptophyta, Magnoliopsida, Brassicales, Brassicaceae. The transcript is spliced from 4 exons.